AUGGGCAAGCGAGACCGCGCGGAUCGCGAUAAGAAAAAGUCUAAGAAACGGCACUAUGAUGAGGAGGACGCAGAGGACGAUGAAGCCCCUGGGAACGAGGCUCAGGAGGCAGUGCCUUCAGCGGCUGGGAAGCAGGUGGAUGAGUCGGGCACCAAAGUGGACGAAUACGGCGCCAAAGACUACCGGGUUCAGAUGCCGCUGAAGGGCGACCACGCGUCUCGGCCUCUCUGGGUGGCUCCUGAUGGUCACAUUUUUUUAGAAGCCUUUUCUCCUGUUUACAAAUAUGCUCAAGACUUCCUGGUGGCUAUUGCAGAGCCAGUGUGCCGGCCAACCCAUGUGCAUGAGUACAAGCUAACUGCCUACUCCCUGUAUGCAGCUGUCAGUGUUGGGCUGCAAACCAGUGACAUUACUGAGUACCUCAGGAAGCUUAGCAAGACCGGUGUGCCUGAUGGAAUCAUUCAGUUUAUUAAGUUGUGUACUGUCAGCUAUGGAAAAGUCAAGCUAGUCCUGAAACACAACAGGUACUUCGUUGAAAGCUCACACCCUGAUGUCAUCCAGCAUCUUCUCCAGGAUCCAGUAAUCCGAGAAUGCCGCUUGAGGAACUCUGAGGGGGAGGCUACUGAGCUCAUCACAGAGACAUUUAUGAGCAAAUCUGCUAUAUCUAAAACUUCUGAAGUGAGUGGUGGGCCGUCUACAUCCCGAGUGACAGAUCUGCAGAAUAAAUCUGACAUUCCUGCUGACCUCUUUGACUUUUAUGAUCAAAUGGAUAAAGAUGAAGAAGAUGAAGAGGAGACACAGACAGUAUCUUUUGAAGUUAAGCAGGAGAUGAUUGAAGAACUCCAGAAGCGUUGUAUCCACCUAGAGUACCCUCUCCUGGCAGAAUAUGACUUCCGGAAUGAUUCUGUUAACCCUGACAUCAACAUUGACCUGAAGCCCACAGCUGUUCUCAGGCCCUACCAAGAGAAGAGCUUGAGGAAGAUGUUCGGAAAUGGGCGUGCACGCUCUGGAGUCAUCGUCCUUCCUUGUGGUGCUGGGAAGUCUCUUGUUGGAGUGACAGCUGCAUGCACUGUUCGAAAACGUUGUCUGGUGCUGGGCAACUCAGCUGUAUCCGUGGAACAGUGGAAAGCCCAGUUCAAGAUGUGGUCCACCAUCGAUGACAGCCAGAUAUGUCGCUUCACCUCAGAUGCCAAGGACAAACCCAUAGGCUGCUCUAUUGCCAUCAGCACUUACUCCAUGUUGGGCCAUACCACCAAAAGGUCCUGGGAGGCUGAGCGUGUCAUGGAGUGGCUCAAAACUCAGGAGUGGGGCCUCAUGAUCCUUGAUGAAGUACACACUAUACCAGCCAGAAUGUUCCGGCGCGUACUGACUAUUGUGCAGGCCCACUGCAAACUGGGCUUGACGGCCACUCUUGUCCGGGAAGAUGACAAGAUUGUUGACUUGAAUUUUUUGAUUGGACCCAAACUCUAUGAAGCCAACUGGAUGGAGCUUCAGAACAAUGGCUAUAUUGCCAAGGUCCAGUGUGCUGAGGUCUGGUGUCCAAUGUCUCCUGAAUUUUAUCGGGAAUAUGUGGCAAUUAAAACCAAGAAACGAAUCUUGCUGUACACUAUGAACCCCAAUAAGUUCAGAGCUUGCCAGUUUCUAAUCAAGUUUCAUGAAAGGAGGAAUGACAAGAUUAUUGUGUUUGCUGACAACGUGUUUGCCCUGAAGGAGUAUGCAAUCCGGCUGAACAAGCCCUAUAUUUAUGGUCCUACAUCCCAGGGAGAAAGGAUGCAAAUUCUCCAGAAUUUUAAACACAAUCCCAAAAUCAACACCAUCUUCAUAUCCAAGGUAGGUGACACAUCAUUUGAUCUGCCAGAAGCAAAUGUUCUCAUUCAAAUCUCUUCUCAUGGUGGCUCCCGGCGGCAGGAGGCUCAGAGGUUAGGGCGAGUGCUCCGAGCCAAAAAAGGUAUGGUUGCAGAGGAGUACAAUGCCUUUUUCUACUCACUGGUGUCCCAAGAUACACAGGAAAUGGCUUACUCAACCAAGCGGCAGAGGUUCUUGGUAGAUCAAGGCUAUAGUUUUAAGGUGAUCACAAAGCUGACCGGCAUGGAAGAGGAAGAUUUGGCAUUUUCAACAAAAGAAGAGCAACAGCAGCUUUUACAGAAAGUCCUGGCAGCCACUGACCUGGAUGCUGAGGAAGAGGUGGUGGCAGGAGAGUUUGGCUCCAAAUCCAGUCAAGUAUCAAGGCGCUUUGGCACAAUGAGUUCCAUGUCUGGGGCUGAUGACACUGUGUACAUGGAGUACCACUCAGCACGAAACAAGACUUCAUCUAAACACGUGCACCCACUUUUCAAACGCUUUAGGAAAUGAUG
Elephantulus edwardii (Cape elephant shrew) is the source of this 2351-nucleotide messenger RNA. Its product is annotated as TFIIH basal transcription factor complex helicase XPB subunit-like. Gene Ontology annotation, molecular function: ATP binding; DNA binding; 3'-5' DNA helicase activity. Gene Ontology annotation, cellular component: transcription preinitiation complex; nucleotide-excision repair factor 3 complex; transcription factor TFIIH holo complex. The transcript is spliced from 15 exons. Lineage: Eukaryota; Metazoa; Chordata; Mammalia; Macroscelidea; Macroscelididae. The coding region runs from base 1 to 2349 and encodes 782 amino acids. Gene Ontology annotation, biological process: hair cell differentiation; transcription initiation at RNA polymerase II promoter; embryonic organ development. The record is from RefSeq and is a predicted model, not a curated record.